This is a messenger RNA of Salvelinus sp. IW2-2015, 1015 nucleotides long. Its product is annotated as chemokine-like protein TAFA-5. Lineage: Eukaryota; Metazoa; Chordata; Actinopteri; Salmoniformes; Salmonidae. The record is from RefSeq and is a predicted model, not a curated record.
UAGACUAUAUCCUGUUUUGUUUUGCAGUUGCCGAACUUCUAUUUUUCUUGGCCUUUCAACUUAAGAAACAGUGAAUAUGAGCUAGUGCGUCGUCGUAGGAAAUUCACGCUCAAGCGCAAAGAAGCUGACGAUGCUUGCGGAGGUCUUGGCGUUGGCCUCCGCGUCUUGCAGUAGUAGGCUGCUUGAACUGUGAGUCUUUCGAUCUGCAAUCCGUGAAUGGAUAAACCAUACGGUAUAUGGAAUAAACCUGGAACUUCCACCGGUGAUUAUGAAGAGUAUUAACUUCAUAUCAUAUAGUGAUGUUUCGUGAGAAUCCUCCUGACUCCUGUAUGUCGUUUGAAACUUGCCAAAUGGACAUCUCAUUUAGAUUCAACUUGGGCUGCUAUGAAGCUUCGAUCGGCGUUGCACUCGCUGCAAAUCAUUGACAGUCACAGAAAAAGAUCAGAAGGGAAUUUGCUAAUAAGGGAUCGUGUCAAUCAUAGGCUACUCUAUUGAAUUGUCCUCCACUCAUUUACCGCGGAAAAUAGAUGCCAACUGCGGGCUAUCGAAACACCAUAGGAAUAAGUCUUCAACCAUUUGAACACCACCUUAAAAGUGGGAAAAACGAGGGAUACGACGAGACGCGGGAGAAAGGAUGCAGUCGGGAAAGGGAAUGAAGAAGCUCUCGGCAGGUGGAGGAGCGUCGCUCUGCUGUCUGUUGCUCUUGUGGGUCAUCUACUCCCAUCUCCUGAGAGAGGGCCAGUUGGCGGUGGGCACGUGUGAGAUCGUGACGCUCAACAGAGACAGCAGCGUGCCCAGGCGCACCAUCGACCGCCAGACUGCCCGCUGUGCCUGCAGGAGAGGCCAGAUCGCUGGCACCACGCGAGCCAGGCCUGCCUGCGUCGACGCGCGUAUCGUGAGGGGCAGACAGUGGUGUGAGAUGGCGCCCUGCUUGGAGGGGGAGGUGUGUGGCCUCCUCUUCAACCGCUCUGGCUGGACCUGUACCAAAGGCAGUGGCCGUAUCAAGACAGUCACG